CUGCUGUCCACGUUCCUGGAUUAGCCCGUCACCGAAGGUCUCGAGUCGUAUGGAAGAAAUCCCAUUGCUUGGACGAUGGGCGUCACCGCUGAAGCCUUACUCUCAAACACGAACUGCUUUCUAUGGAUAUACCCCACGAUCUACGUACAUGCUGCUCACACCUACAUAGCCCCCUGACAUUAAACCUAUUUUGCUUUAAAAAGGCGGUUGUCAGAGGAGAAAGGGAAAAGUUGUCGAUGAUGCAAUUCUUGUUCGUCGGAAUAAACUGUCGAGAUCGAUUUUAUAUCAACGAUUUUAGAUGUCGUAAAGACGUUGAGUCAUCUUUAAAUAGCCUAUUUUUAGUUAAAGCACAGGUAAUUACCCUAGGCACUAGUCUUUAAACAAUUUCUUAUCAUUUUCGACUUGGGCGUUAUCGAGUUUUUUCUUAGUCACCAUUCAUCACGUCUUCAAGAUCCAAGUGGCUACUGUUAUUAUCCCCGUGUGUUCAUAUUCUCUCUAGGGGAACAUGCAAGAGACCAGUAGCGAUGGCAUCACCAUUCUCAGCCCCAUCUCGCAAAGGUGAUGCAUGGUUCUACGUCGGCCUAGCCUCUUCUUUCCCCGACAUCACCGACUCGGGCAGCACUAUUCUAUCUGAACCCCGUUCCUGUGCAGAGCAGAACCAAGCCCCUGGCUGCAAGGUCUUCCACGUGCCCGCCAGUGACAGCUCUCAGGCCCGUCAGAUUGAGGGUGACUCAAUAUUCCGUCCCGAGGGAGGUCUGCGGGACCAAGUACUUGUGUUCAAAUACAAGGGCAAAGUCCACGCUAUCAACAACCGGUGUCCACAUUCAUCGUAUCCUCUGUCUGAGGGCACUCCAUUCGAUAUUGAGGACUUUGGUAUUGCACUGAGUGUCGGGAUUACCUGCCCGAAGCACGGCUGGUCUUUUGACUUGUUCUCCGGGAGAGCAGACCGUGCCAACUAUAAGUUGGGGAUAUGGGAAGUCCAGUUACGUCCCAGUUCCGGUACACAGAACACAGCAAGCGGUGAAAAAGCUGGAGAUGACCAGGAGGUAUGGGUAAGGAGGAAACAGAGGAUGGGAUAAUGCCCGAGUUUACGAAAAGUUGUUAUAUGUUAUAUGAAGUAUUAACUAAUGAUAUUUUAAUAUAAUUCAUGUUUAUAUUUACAAA
Molecule: messenger RNA, 1164 nt
Organism: Daldinia vernicosa
Lineage: Eukaryota; Fungi; Ascomycota; Sordariomycetes; Xylariales; Hypoxylaceae
Exons: 3
Coding region: 525-1079 (184 amino acids)
Molecular function (GO): 2 iron, 2 sulfur cluster binding
Source: RefSeq, a predicted model, not a curated record